CUUGAGCCGAGAUUACGCCACCCUCUCCCCCUCGAGGUUCACAAAGGCCAGCCAUUCGAUCAUAAUCCUCUCUGAACCAUACAGAUAUACCAUGCGCACGAUAUGAGGACCAUCGGAUCGGUCCUCUGGCCGAAAUUCAGAGUCCUACAAAUCUAUGGCGCAAAUACUGGAGUGGGAAAGACCAUCUUCAGCUCGAUCCUGUGCCGAGCAUUCAGGAAGAAGUUGGAGAAUGUCAAGUAUCUGAAGCCCAUUUCCACCGGACCGCUCGAGGAAGCAGAUGACCAUCACAACAAGUCAUUCAAUGGAAAUAUCGUCGACUCGAAAUGUCUUUUCCAAUUCGACGAUCCCGUCAGUCCCCAUCUGGCAGCUCGGACGAUGGGAAAAGUCGUGCCUGAUGCAGAGGUCCAAGCAGCCGUGUACGACGAAUUGAAAUCGUAUGUCGAUGGUCGACAAGGGAUUGCCAUUGUGGAGACUGCCGGGGGUGUCCUUUCGCCAUCACCUUCGGGUAGCUCACAAGCAGAUCUCUACCGACCACUGCGGCUGCCUUCGCUGCUCGUGGGCGAUCACAGACUCGGAGGGAUUGCCACGACGAUCUCGGCAUGGGAGUCGCUUCAUCUUCGAGGAUAUGAUGUUUCCACCAUCGCAUUGUUUGCGGGUGAGAGAUAUCAGAAUUACGAGUAUUUGAGAGAUUACUUUCGCGAACGGCAGAUCGAUACGUUCGCUGUGGAGGAGCCGCCAGAGAGGCAGAGUUCGAUUGUCGCAGAUCGAGAAGCGAUGCAGCGAUACUAUCAGAAGGCUAGUGAGCAGGAGAGUGUAGAAGCUUUCACGGAGAGCUUUCUCGAUGCCCAUGAACAGAGGAUCCAGGACAUUCGAAUCAUGUCCGAAGUAGCCAACGAGGCCAUCUGGCAUCCUUUUAUGCAACAUACCGAGCGCUCAAAAGAUACCAUCACAGCAUGGGAUUCUGCCUACGGUGAUCACUUUCAAGCAUAUCGGACAGCUCAUGAGCGCGAGCUCACGUCAGUGGCGAAUGCAUCACUCCUCAAGCCCGCGUUUGAUGGCUCAGCGUCCUGGUGGACCCAAGGUCUGGGACACGGCAACCCCCAACUGGCAUUGACUGCAGCGCACGCAGCGGGUCGAUAUGGCCAUGUGAUGUUUGCCAACGCGGUGCACCAGCCUGCGCUCGACUUGGCCACGACAGUGAUCAACAAGUCUGGCAACCCGCGAUUGGCCAAAGUCUUCUACUCGGACAACGGAUCGACCGGGAUGGAGGUCGCGGUGAAAAUGGCUCUGCGCGCGACAGUGGAGAGGUACAAACCACAGGAUCGCCGCAGCCUGGAUAUACGGAUCGUGGGACUGAAGAAUAGCUACCAUGGCGAUACCAUCGGUACGAUGGACUGUUCCGAGCCAAGCAUAUACAACGAAAAAGUCGAAUGGUAUCGAGGCCGCGGCAUCUGGCUGGAUUUUCCCACUGUCAAGAUGCGGCAGGGUGUAUGGCAAGUCGAAGCCAUUGCCGGCACAGGCGAGACACGAGCCUUUGACUCGCUCUCGGCAAUCUUCGCCUUUGAGCAGCGUCAGGGAGACGCACAAGUGUACAAAAAGCACAUUCGAGAAACUCUCCUCGAGCGAGUAGCGCACGAAGGCGCCAGUCUAGGAGCUCUCGUGAUCGAACCCAUCAUCUUGGGAGCAGGCGGAAUGCUCUUUGCCGAUCCACUCUUCCAAAAAUGUCUCGUCGAAGUCGCCAGAGAAUUCUACACGGACUCUUUUACGCCUGUGAGGGCUUCAUCUACCACAAUCACCAAUAACAACAACAACAACGAAAAAGACCCCCUCGCCUGGCAAGGCAUACCCAUCAUCUUCGACGAAGUCUUCACAGGCCUCUACCGUCUCGGCCACUUCAGCGCCGCCAGUUUCCUCGCCGUGCAACCCGACAUUGUCGUCAACGCCAAAUUACUCACCGGCGGUCUUCUCCCCCUCUGCACCACCACAGCCAGCAACUCCAUCUUCUCAGCCUUUUUAAGUCCGGACAAAACUGAUGCGCUCCUACACGGACACAGCUACACUGCACAUCCUGUGGGAUGUGCAGUUGCGAAUGAGAGUUUACGUACAUUUGAAAAACUCGAUACGAGUGGAGCGUGGGAUGCUUUUCGACGGGAUUGGACACUACCAGCUGCAACAUCAACACCAAACCCAACAACUAAAUCCCCUCCCACCCCCCACAUCUGGAGUAUGUGGUCCCACACCUUCCUAACCACAGCCUCUCACAAACCCUCCGUCGAGCACGUUUUCGCCCUCGGUUCCGUCGUAGCCAUCUGCAUCAAAGAUCCCGCCGGAGGAGGAGGAUAUGCUUCCACAGCAGCAACAAGUCUACGCGAUGAGCUUCUCGAAGAAGACGGAGAAGUGCCAGGAACGUCAGAUGGAGCGGUGAUACAUUCGAGAGUCAUGGGGAAUAUUUUAUAUGUGAUGGCGGCGUUGACGACGAGUGAGGCGACGUUGAGAGGGAUUGAGGAGAGGGUGUUGAGGGCGUUGGAGUGAGCGGAGCGAGUGGAAGAGCGUGAGAGCGGAGCGAGAGGUACCUAUCCUAUCCAUAUCUGUCAUCAUCUCUGCUCUCCGUCACCUCAUCUCCUCUCCUCCAGCGCAAACCUGGCAACAAAAAAAAAGCAAAAGAAAAGAAAAAUACCUCGUAUACAUCCUAUCUCCUUAUUACCACACCAUCUCGCAC
Messenger RNA from Sphaerulina musiva SO2202, 2719 nucleotides. RefSeq names its product aminotransferase class III family protein. Bases 103 to 2532 code for a protein of 809 amino acids. Lineage: Eukaryota; Fungi; Ascomycota; Dothideomycetes; Mycosphaerellales; Mycosphaerellaceae. Gene Ontology annotation, biological process: biotin biosynthetic process. Gene Ontology annotation, molecular function: magnesium ion binding; pyridoxal phosphate binding; ATP binding. The record is from RefSeq and is a predicted model, not a curated record. Gene Ontology annotation, cellular component: mitochondrion. The transcript is spliced from 2 exons.